Molecule: messenger RNA, 753 nt
Organism: Gregarina niphandrodes
Lineage: Eukaryota; Apicomplexa; Conoidasida; Eugregarinorida; Gregarinidae
Exons: 1
Coding region: 1-753 (250 amino acids)
Source: RefSeq, a predicted model, not a curated record
AUGUUCUGGAGAAAAGAAGCGCCGCGUAAGCCUUUGAUGAGCGCUGCAGAGCGUAAGCAGAAGAUGGAGGAUGAGCGAGUGGCUAAGCUGCUGCGUGAGAAGGCUGAGGCAAUGGCUGAGUUGGAUGAGUAUUCGAAGUCGCGUUUAGUGAAUACUCGUGACUGGAAUACGCCAGCUCCGCCGAUGGCGGAAGAGAGGAAGCGCGAGCUGGUGAGCAAGGUGAUGCAGGAUACGCGUCGGCGUAACUUCCAUUGGAAAACUAAUGGACGUCGUCGUCCGCGUGUCCGGGGUUUGAUGAGUGGCUCCCAGUGGAAUUGCUAUAUCGAAGAUGUGUGGACUCAUCCUGAGAACGCCGUAUUCCAUAUAGUGCGUCUUCCCGAAGACAGAGGGCUGAGGCAGAUAAGUUUUGCCGGUGCCAAAACGAAGAACAGUCGUGUGACCACAUUAGAGCUCGGCGAUGUGCCUGAGCAAGUGCUCACUCCAGACGACCAAUUUGAGGUAUACGUUGAGGAGAAUUGUGUUCCGUACGUGUGUGAUAUGCCAAAUCAUUUCGUCGUUAAGAAACCACAAGGCGGACUCAAAUUCGAUCCCAACCCACCCACAUAUCAAGAAGAAAUGGAAGCUGCCAAAAAUGUACCUGAUACUAUCUGGACACUUGAGGCAAAAAGACUCCACCCAUUGUGGGUCAAGAAACAAGAGGAACUCGAACGACUCGAUGAACGAGAACUCGAGCGUAUUCAAGGAAAGAAGUAA